This is a messenger RNA of Paralichthys olivaceus (Japanese flounder), 1944 nucleotides long. It is a transcript of the gene socs3a, whose product is annotated as suppressor of cytokine signaling 3a. Gene Ontology annotation, biological process: phosphatidylinositol phosphate biosynthetic process; intracellular signal transduction. Gene Ontology annotation, molecular function: 1-phosphatidylinositol-3-kinase regulator activity. Lineage: Eukaryota; Metazoa; Chordata; Actinopteri; Pleuronectiformes; Paralichthyidae. The record is from RefSeq and is a predicted model, not a curated record. Gene Ontology annotation, cellular component: phosphatidylinositol 3-kinase complex.
CUGAUCUGAGCAAGAGGAACACACAGGCUGUCACACACACUCCUCCACACACACACACAGAGGAGACAAGUCUGAAGAGACUAACUUUAAAACUACUCCUGACAGAUCCAGGUCAAACUGUGGACGGCCUUCUCCCUCCUGCGCAUUUGGAUUUAUUACACGAGCCACUUCGGAGAAACACUGAAGGUGUUUUUCUCCAGACAAUCAAAGAGCUGACCUCUUUGUGCCCUCCCAGACAACCCUCUGAACCCCUGUUCGUCUCCACCUCUUCUUCAUCUUGUCUGUGUGGCGCCCGGUGUUCCCCAGGCUACCUAGAGAGUGGGCAAAGCGCCAUGGUAACUUACAGCAAGUUUGACUCCGCAAUGAGCAGCAGCCUCUUGGACUCCAACAUGCGGCUGCCUUACCAUUUCAAGACGCUCACCUCUAAGGCGCAGUAUCAGAUGGUCCUCACCACGAUCCACAAGCUCCAGGAGAGCGGCUUCUACUGGGGCACCAUCACUGGGAAGGAGGCCAAUGCCAUGCUGGUGGCUGAGGCCACCGGCACCUUCCUCAUCCGGGACAGCUCUGACAACAGGCACCUGUUCACGCUCGUCGUCAAAACAGCAUCGGGCACCAAGAACCUGCGCAUCCAAUGCGACGCAGCUUCUUUUCACCUGCAAACAGACCCUAAGAACCUUCAGUCUGCUCCCCGCUUUGACUGUGUACUUAAGCUGGUUCAUCACUACAUGCCUCAGAGCAAGGGGAACACACACAGUGGGAAUAUGUCCUACAUUUACUCUGGAGGAGAGAAGAUCCCUCUGGAGCUCAUCAGACCUCUGUCCUGCAGCUUGUCCACCUUGCAGCACCUGUGCAGGAAAACGGUCAAUGGACAUUUGGACAUUUCGUCUAAAAGAGACCAACUUCCUCACCCUCUGAAGGAGUUCCUCCAGGAGUAUGAUGCUCCGAUCUAGAGGAGUUAGACUGAUGCUCUUGAAGGAGCAGAAGAGUGUCACAAAGAAAUAUGGGAUGGUUUCAGUGCAGCUACGUUUGACGACAUGUGAGGAGUAAAGAUUAAGCAGAGACAGGAGAGUCAGGCCCUGGACUGAGCUUGUGAGAAGGAACAGUUUUGUUCUAAAAAAUGUUUGGGCAUCUGUCUCUUAAUGUUCUCAUUUAGGAAGAAAUACUGGACUGAUGAGGACUAAUGCACAAAGAGGCCUCAGAAAAAUAUCUCUUGAAAUAAGAGAUGACACCGUUGGCCUCCUCUGCCCCUCUGCCAUCUGAUGACGUUCAACUUACUGAAAACUGAAGUGAGGAUCACAGUCAGCCGUCUCCAGUCUGAUGACACACAGGUUCCGUGUCCUGCUGCUGCUGCUGCUGCUGCUGCUAACUAUUGUGCUGUGAGGCUGUCGAGCUCAUGCACAUCAGCCUCAGAAAACCAUCCAUCCAUAAAAGCUGGACCGGCUUUUAUGAUCAGACUUUUUUCUUAAGAGGUUCUAUUUGACCAUAAAAUGUGGAAAGAAUAUAUAUUUUUGAUAUUCUGUUUAAAGGGAAGGUUUAUGCCAGAUUUGCCUAAAACCUGACAACAGUUUGUUGGAACACGACUGAAUUUAAACUGAGAGAGGAGUACCACUGCUGAGCUAUUAUAACUAAAAUCAGAAGUAUGUGUGAAAACCAGUGGCGAGGAAAUACACACCACAAACCUGUGGCACAGACAGGAUUGUCACUUACAUGCAAAUGAAUGUAGGAAACGUGGCAUCUAAAACGUAUCUUGUCCUUAAAACAAUGUUUACAUGAGUGGAGGUGAAGCUUUUAUCAUGCUGUCUUUUGUAAAGAUGAACCCUUGCUGGCCGAAACCACUGGCUGAGGGUGCUUGUAGAUAUUUGAGAAGUUUUGACGAAACGAGCAGACUGAUAAGAUUUUGCACUUAUUUAUGUUUGUAAGAAGCGUUUGUUAAUUUAUAAUAAA